This is a messenger RNA of Leptosomus discolor (cuckoo roller), 303 nucleotides long. The record is from RefSeq and is a predicted model, not a curated record. Lineage: Eukaryota; Metazoa; Chordata; Aves; Leptosomiformes; Leptosomidae.
AUGUCCUGCUAUGACCAGUGCCAGCCAUGCCGGCCCUGUGGCCCCACCCCGCUGGCCAACAGUUGCAACGAGUGCUGUGUCAGGCAGUGCCAGAACUCCACUGUUGUCAUCCAGCCCUCCCCUGUGGUGGUGACCCUGCCUGGCCCCAUCCUCAGCUCCUUCCCACAGAACACCGCCGUGGGCUCCUCCACCUCCGCUGCUGUUGGCAGCAUCCUCAGCUCUAACGGGGUGCCCAUCAACUGCUGCUGUGACCUCUCCUGCAUCACCAGCCGCUACUGUGGCAACAGAUGUCGGCCCUGCUAA